Molecule: messenger RNA, 1083 nt
Organism: Naegleria gruberi
Lineage: Eukaryota; Heterolobosea; Eutetramitea; Acrasida; Naegleriidae
Exons: 2
Coding region: 1-1062 (353 amino acids)
Biological process (GO): adenylate cyclase-modulating G protein-coupled receptor signaling pathway
Cellular component (GO): heterotrimeric G-protein complex
Molecular function (GO): GTPase activity; G-protein beta/gamma-subunit complex binding; G protein-coupled receptor binding
Source: RefSeq, a predicted model, not a curated record
AUGUCUCACCAUCACCAUCAAAAUACACUUGCUGUUGAUAAUACUGUAAAUCUUCUUCUCUUAGGUAUUUCAGAGUCAGGUAAAAGUACAUUAUUUAAACAAGUUAAAAUUCUUCAUCAAAAUGGUUAUUCCAAGGAAGAAUUAAUGAGUUUCAAAAUUACCAUUCAAAAUAAUUUAGUUUUAGGUAUGGCAGCUCUUAUUGAUGCUGCACAACAAUUGAAUUUCAUUUCUCCACAAACAAUAACACAACAAGGAUCUACAACAACAACAACAACAACAACAACGGAAGAUUCUGCAUUGUAUGAACAUAUUGCAACAAUUUUAAAACGAUCAUCUUCUGCUGAUACACUCGCUUUUGACUCUACAAAAUUGGUAUCUAUUCAAUACGUUUGGAAACAUGAAAAGAUCCAACAAGCUUAUCAUCAAAGACAUUCUACCUAUCAAAUUAUUGACAACUUGAAUUACUUUUUAGAUGAUUUGGAUCGUAUUGGUUCUAGUCAAUAUGUACCAACUAUUGAUGAUAUUCUUCAUUGUAGAUUGAGAACUACUGGUGUUCAUGAAACUAAAUUUGAAUUUGGUGGUUUGGGUAUGCGUUUAGUUGAUGUAGGUGGACAAAGAAAUCAGAGAAAGAAGUGGAUUCACGUUUUCGAUAAUGUAACAGCCUUGAUUUUUGUUGUAUCACUAGUUGAGUACAAUCAAGUAUUGGAAGAAGAUCCAAGUACCAUUAGAAUGAAUGAAUCAAUGUUAUUAUUCGAAGAAUUGGUGAAUUGUAGUGUUUUUUAUGAUAAACCAGUGAUGCUCUUCCUUAACAAGGUUGAUUCCUUCAAUGAAUUGAUCAAGAAGGUUGAUAUUUCCGAGACUUGCUUCAAAGAUUAUAGUGGUAAGAAGAAUUCUGCUCCUGAUGCCAUCAAAUUCAUAGAACAAAAAUUCAAAUCACUCCGUGAAAACAAGGAUGCUGAUGUUUUUACCGAAGUAACUUGUGCUAUUGAUACCAAUAAUAUUAGGAAAGUAUUGGAAAAUUUAAAGACAAUCAUUUUGAAGGAAAGUCUUUCAUCCAAGUAAAUUUAAUACUGUAUUAUUAUU